AAUUAUUAUGAAUAAAGAACCAAACCUAAACGAUAAAGAGAUUACUAAAACUCCGGAGGGAAUUGAUAAUAAUUUUGUUCCUAGUAAGCCACGGCAAGAAAUUGAAUUCUCGUUAAUAGAAAAAACUGGUAGAUUAUGGCCUUAUCAUGGCGGGAAAAAGGCAUUAAGUGCUAGCACUCUCACGAAGUUUUUACGAGAAAUAGAGUAUCAAGAGAUACCAGAAUACAUUCUUCUCAAAGCUGCGGAACGGGGGAAAAAUUUUCACGACAUUAUUCAGGAGUUCGUGGAAAACGGCAAUCAUCCUCCUUUUGUUGAUUUGGUAGAGAUUAACAAGUUAAAUAAAUUAGAUAAACGA
Molecule: messenger RNA, 355 nt
Organism: Ambispora leptoticha
Lineage: Eukaryota; Fungi; Glomeromycota; Glomeromycetes; Archaeosporales; Ambisporaceae
Source: the annotation of a GenBank genome assembly